AGCUUCUGCAAGGAAGUGGAAUCGUUUCCUUCUGCAAGAGUUUUCAUGCAAGUCUGAGCUGUUUGCCAUUCCGAAAUCCAGUAGCUUCAAGGGGCUCUUGCUGGCAAGUGGGUGUGUGUGUGUGUGCAGCUGCUGAAGAGGUCUUCCAGUAUCUCCUUCCAAUAGGGAUUGGAAACUCAAAGGACAUUUUCAAAACCUCCCUCCUUCACUGGGACCUGCAGAGAGCAAUGUUUGGCUUUCUUUACAGGAGCAGGUGCACCUAUUUCUGGAGUGGCAGAGCUGAUCUGAGCUGCCUUUCAAGAUUAUCGCCACCUGCAAACAUUUGUCGCUUCCCCUUGCUGUGAAUAGCCCAGCUGUGCAAGCUGGAAAAAAAGGAGGGAGCCUUCCCACAAGGACAAGCUGAUGGGGAAAUGUGUUCUUACCUCCACCCUCCCUCCUUCUCCUCCACCUCCUCUUGCUCCUAGUGAAAGCAGCCAGAGAGCAGGUCAUCCGGGUUCUGCUUCCACCCUUCUCCUUUGGUUAUUGCCCAAGUAGUCACCUGAGUUGCAUCUCCCACUUUGGGCAGUUCUUUGAUGGCUUCUCUGAGGAGAGUGAAAGUCCUGCUGGUCUUAAACUUGAUUGCAGUCGCUGGGUUCGUCCUCUUCCUGGCCAAGUGCAGGCCCAUCGUCGUGAAGGGUGGGGACUCCUUCCACGAAAUCCACCCCAGGGCAGAAGUGUCCAACUUGACUGCCCGUGCUGGAAACCCCAUUCAGGAUGCAGUUUUGAAAAGGCUGUCACUUCUCGAAGACAUUGUCUACAGACAGCUCAAUGGUCUGUCCAAAUCACUGGGGCUCAUUGAAGGCUAUGGUGGCCGUGGGAAAGGUGGGCUUCCUGCCACACUUUCCCCAGAGGAGGAAGAGAAAGCCAAGGGACCACAUGAGAAAUACGGCUACAAUUCCUACCUCAGUGAGAAAAUAUCACUGGACCGUACCAUACCAGAUUAUCGACCAACCAAGUGUAAAGAGCUGAAAUACCCAAAGGAUCUCCCGCAGAUUUCUAUUAUUUUUAUCUUCGUGAACGAGGCCUUGUCGGUCAUCCUGCGUUCAGUGCACAGCGCGGUGAAUCACACACCUGCUCACCUGCUGAAGGAGAUAAUUCUCGUAGAUGACAACAGUGACGAAGAGGAGUUGAAGGCGCCCCUGGAAGAGUAUGUCAACAAGCGAUACCCUGGCCUGGUGAAGGUGGUCCGCAAUCAGAAAAGGGAAGGCCUUAUCCGAGCUCGCAUCGAAGGCUGGAAGGUUGCCUUGGGCCAGAUCACUGGCUUCUUUGAUGCACACGUGGAGUUCACGGCAGGCUGGGCUGAGCCUGUUCUUUCACGGAUCCAGGAAAACCGGAAAAGGGUCAUUCUUCCUUCUAUUGACAAUAUCAAGCAGGACACCUUUGAGGUUCAGCGCUAUGAAAAUUCAGCCCAUGGAUACAGUUGGGAGCUGUGGUGCAUGUACAUUAGCCCACCGAAGGACUGGUGGGAUGCUGGAGACCCUUCACUACCAAUCAGGACACCAGCUAUGAUAGGCUGUUCUUUCGUGGUGAACCGGAAGUUCUUUGGAGAAAUUGGACUUCUUGAUCCAGGAAUGGAUGUUUAUGGUGGAGAGAACAUAGAGCUUGGAAUUAAGGUAUGGCUCUGCGGUGGCAGCAUGGAAGUCCUGCCCUGCUCUCGAGUUGCCCACAUUGAGCGCAAGAAGAAACCUUACAACAAUAAUAUUGGCUUUUACACGAAGAGGAACGCAUUGCGGGUGGCCGAGGUGUGGAUGGAUGACUACAAGUCCCAUGUGUACAUUGCAUGGAACCUGCCACUGGAGAAUCCUGGAAUUGAUAUCGGAGAUGUUUCAGAGCGAAAAGCACUCAGAAAAAGUUUGAAGUGCAGGAACUUCCAAUGGUACUUAGACCACGUCUACCCAGAAAUGAGAAGAUACAACAACACCAUUGCAUAUGGAGAGCUGCGCAACAACAAGGUGAAAGAUGUCUGUCUUGAUCAAGGACCACAGGAGAACCACACAGCCAUCCUGUAUCCAUGCCAUGGUUGGGGGCCACAGCUUGCCCGCUACACCAAAGAAGGGUAUCUUCACUUGGGCGCUCUUGGGACCACGACACUCCUGCCUGAUACCCGCUGCUUGGUGGAUAAUAUGAAGAACCGAUUCCCACAACUCCUGGACUGUGAAAAGGUCAAGAGCAGUCUCCAUAAGCGCUGGAGUUUCAUACAGAAUGGUGCAAUUCUAAACAAAGGGACAGGCCGCUGUUUGGAAGUUGAGAAUAAAGGCAUGUCAGGUAUGGAUCUUAUUCUUCGAAGCUGCACAGGACAAAGGUGGACAAUUAAGAAUUUCAUCAAGUAGAACGCCCUUUCUCCUUUGCUCAAGAACUGAUGGAAUUCAGAUCUUUCACAAGGGUAGACAUCCUUCCAUCUCCUCUGCUCUGUUCACAAUAUCAGGGAAAACUCUUAAGGGAAGAGAAUAUUUUCUUUCUUUUUCAAAAUAAUAAUAAUUAUUAUUAUUUAUUGAACUUUGAUGAUCUCUCUGCUGACUUCAACCAGCUGGAAGAAAACAUUCUAGGUCUGCAGUUGUCAUUACGUGAGCACUCAACUGGCAUUUCUGCUGAAGAACUGUAAUAAAUGCUUUAAACGUUUUCCAGAGCAAUAUUACUUUCCCCAAAUGGGCCCGCAGAAGAUGCAGGAGAAUCAAAGGAAGAUCAAUUUGCAAGUGAUAAUAUAUCAACCGUGAAGGCCAUGAUUGCUGUAGGAUCCCUAGAAAUAUUCCUUCAAUCCUCCUUCAAGCUGGUUUUGAGACACUCUGGGGAGAAUCCUGGACUCCUAAAGGCACAUUUCAUAAGCUUCUUGCAGAACCUUUUCCUCCAUACUAAGCACAACUUGCUGUUGUUGUUUUUGUGAAGCCUGAUGUAUGUGUGAGGGGGACAUCCAGAAUUCCAGCCGUGCACUGCUGCAAUCAGCAGAAUUUACAAAAAGGCCCCUUUUGGCAUUGGCACUUCAUCCUUCACCCAAGUCAUUAAGAGAAGUGCGCUAUUUUCCACAAACAUGCCAAGAGGGAAGGGAAGGAAUAAUUUCGUGACAAAUCCCCACCCAAAGCAACAAUGAUUAAUUGGGUGUUUGAGUGGUUUUUAAAUGUGCAAUAAUCAGAUUAACUUUG
Lacerta agilis (Sand lizard) is the source of this 3176-nucleotide messenger RNA. It is a transcript of the gene GALNT17, whose product is annotated as polypeptide N-acetylgalactosaminyltransferase 17. The record is from RefSeq and is a predicted model, not a curated record. The transcript has 11 exons. Lineage: Eukaryota; Metazoa; Chordata; Lepidosauria; Squamata; Lacertidae. The coding region runs from base 573 to 2369 and encodes 598 amino acids. Gene Ontology annotation, cellular component: Golgi apparatus.